Messenger RNA from Chaetomium globosum CBS 148.51, 1743 nucleotides. RefSeq lists its product as uncharacterized. Gene Ontology annotation, molecular function: nucleic acid binding. The record is from RefSeq and is a predicted model, not a curated record. Bases 1 to 1743 code for a protein of 580 amino acids. Lineage: Eukaryota; Fungi; Ascomycota; Sordariomycetes; Sordariales; Chaetomiaceae. The transcript has a single exon.
AUGAGGGCCUUCGUGGAUGACUUUACAGCGUGGAUCACGGGACCUACGGCGCAGAGCAACCGAGAAGGCAUAGAAGCCAUCAUCAGGGACGCCCUAGACUGGGAGACAAGGAGUGGUGCGACCUUCAAUGUCCAGGAGACAGCAAUCAUACACUUCACUCGCACAAUCUAUAAGACCGACGCACAACCAUUCACCAUCAAGGGGCAGAUUGUCAAGCCUCAAGACCAUGUCAAGAUCCUUGGCGUGCUCAUGGACACAAAACUAAAGUACAAAGAACACAUUUGGAGGGCUGCGUCCAAAGGCCUGGAAGCAGCGAUGGAACUGAAACGCCUCCGAGGUCUGUCCCCAUCAACGGCGCGGCAGCUGUUUACAUGCACAGUUGCCCCCGUGGUAGACUACGCCUCCAAUGUGUGGAUGCACGCAUGCAAGAAUAAACUCGCAGGACCCAUCAACAGGAUCCAGAGAGUGGCGGCGCAAGCCAUCGUGGGGACCUUCCUCACAGUGGCAACGAGCGUAGCGGAAGCAGAAGCUCAUAUUGCCAGCGCACAAGAUCGGUUCUGGAGACGGGCCAUCAAACUAUGGACCGAUAUUCACACCCUGCCAUACACCAACCCAUUACGCAGAAACACGUCUCAAAUGCGAAAGUUCAGGAAAAGCCACCGCUCGCCACUCUACCAGGUGGCAGACACACUGAAAGACAUCGCAAUGGACGAGCUGGAAACCAUUAACCCGUUCACAUUGACACCUUGGGAGAACCGUGUACAAACUGUCACUAACGAGCCGACGACAACACGCCGGAAUGCCAACGACGAUAUUAUAUGCAUCGCCGUAAGCAGCUCGGCGCGAAACGGCCUGGUGGGAGUUGGCGGAGCUGCGACGCUGCCGGCAUCUGCAUACGGCACCCCAAAACUUGGGACCUUCUCCUCUACGCUUGGCUCAAGGUCAGAACAAAAUCCAUACUCUGGGGAACUUGCGGCCAUCGAACGAGCGUUAGGCACACUGCCAACGUUUAGAUCUAGCCGCAUCGAGCUCUCAACACGCAACAAAGCGGCUGUUCUCGCGAUCCGACACGCUCGACGACAGUCCGGGCAACGGCACAUCUGCCAGAUAUACCAAUCAAUCAGAGAACUACGCAGGAACGGAAACACAGUAUCAAUACGAUGGUUCCCUGCAAGAGAAGAAAACAAGCUUUGGGAAAUCGCCAAGGGGAACGCAAAACAUGCCACUCGACAGGGCGCCGCUCCGGAAGUACAAAUGCCCAGGAUGCGGUCGACAACCCUCAACGUAGCACGGUCCAAGAGAGACAGCGGCAAUCACCUGCCAGACAAAGUCGGAGCUCAUUCCAAGCGAGUCGACGCAGCACUACCAGGGAAACACACCCAACUGCUGUACGAUCAUCUAUCUCAUAAGGAGGCUGCCAAACUUGCUCAGCUCAGAACAGGCAUGGCAAGGCUCAACGGUUACCUCCACCGAAUCGGAGUAGCACCGUCAGACCAGUGCGCAUGUGGACAAGCAAAUGAGACAGUGGACCACUUCCUAUUCCGAUGCACAAAAUGGACAGCGUACCGAAGAAAGAUGCUCGAAUGUACAGACACUCAGAGAAGCAAUAUUUCCUUCUAUCUAGGAGGGAAAUCGCCGUCGGACAAGAACGACUGGACUCCUGACAUGGCUGCCGUUCGCGCAACCAUACGGUUCGCAAUGGCGACGGGCCGACUCGACACGAACGAACCACAGGCCGACUAA